This is a messenger RNA of Homarus americanus (American lobster), 6125 nucleotides long. RefSeq names its product probable maltase-glucoamylase 2. Gene Ontology annotation, biological process: carbohydrate metabolic process. Gene Ontology annotation, molecular function: carbohydrate binding; alpha-1,4-glucosidase activity. Bases 226 to 5838 code for a protein of 1870 amino acids. Lineage: Eukaryota; Metazoa; Arthropoda; Malacostraca; Decapoda; Nephropidae. The record is from RefSeq and is a predicted model, not a curated record. The transcript has 41 exons.
UCUGUGCCCUUCUGCAGGUAGGCCGUGUGGCGCAAGCAGUGUCUCACCGGCAUACAAUACGAUCUCUAUCCUGAACAAUCUCGAGUUAGGAAGGAAUUAUCACAGACCUGGUGCACCUCAAGACAUACCUGAAGAAGACCGCUGAGAGGUCCCCAAUACCCUCUGGUUGCGCCCCCUCACACACACACACACCAAGGGACCUCCCCCCCCACCCCCCAUGUAAACAUGGACUCCAGUCAGUCAGGGAGUGUCGAUUCACAGUUUCAAGAUGACCUCUGGACGCAGCAAGACUCGAUGUAUCCUUCGAGGGCGGCGGUGCUGAUAAAGUGGACGGUGCAGGUGGUGGUGGUGGUGCUGGUGGUGACGCUGGUGGUGGUGCCCGUGGUCGUACUUACCAGGAUAUACAGUGCCAGGGUGCACACGCCUGCAGAUCGCGUCAGGUGUCUUGAUGGUGAGUGUAUUAAUGUGCAGGUGGACAGGGAAGAGUGUGAGGGCGUAGGAUGUGUGUGGGAUCCUCAAGGAGAUGCCCCGAACUGUUUCUUCCCCCCGGCCUCCUCCCACGGCUACGAGGUCACGACGCCCGAGGAGACUACCUCUGCAGGAGUGAAGAGCCUUAGGUUGACCCUAAAGAACACCUCCGCCCCUGUGGUGAAGGAUAUGAAGGAGGAAUUACUGGUGGAGAUGAUGGAGUAUGGUCAGGAUAUGUUCAGGAUCAAAGUAACAGUGCCAGGUGAGGAGCGCUACGAGGUGCCAGUUUCCCUUGAUCUGCCUCCCGUAACCAGCUCUAACACCCCCAAGUAUAACGUAACCUUCAGUGACUCCGGCAGUAGCGACUUUACCAUCGUCGUGACCAGGACCGACACUCGUACUGUCAUCUUCGACACCAGCAUCGGGGGGUUGACGUACGCUAAUCAGUUCCUACAGGUGUCGACCCAUUUGGCCUCCUCCUAUCUGUAUGGCUUGGGGGAGGGCGUUCAUACUACCCUCAAACACGACCUACGUUACGUUACUUGGCCAAUGUUCGCCAGGGACCAAUCACCACUAGGGCCUGGAGAGAACCUGUACGGCUCCCACCCCAUGUACCUGGUGGUGGAGGAUGACGGUAACGCCCAUGCUGUCCUCUGGCUCAACAGCAACGCUAUGGAGGCAGAGACGAUGCCCUUACCUGGCCUGACGCUGAGGUCCAUCGGGGGUGUGAUAGACCUGUACUUCUUCAUGGGUUCCAGUCCGACGGAGGCGCUGCAGCAGUACACACAGGUGGUGGGGCGACCCGUCCUCCCUCCCUACUGGGCUCUCGGCUUCCAUCUCUGCAGGUAUGGUUACGGUUCCCUUGAUAACCUGAAGGCUGCCGUCUCCCGCACCCGACGACAAGGCAUUCCUCAGGACGUGCAAUAUGCUGAUAUCGACUACAUGGAUCGCAGGAUGGACUUCACCUACGAUAAUGUGAGCUAUGCCGGCCUACCAGAGUACAUCAGGGAGGUCAAGGAUAAAGGUCUUCGCUUUAUCAUCAACCUCGACCCCGCCAUCAACGCUGAGAUGAGUGAGGAGGAGUACCCAGUUCACCAUCGGGCUCUGCAGAAGGACGUGUACAUCAAGUGGCCUCAGGAGCUUGUGCCUGAAGAGAACCACGGCGGGGGGGACAUCAUGCUGGGAUAUGUGUGGCCAGACAACCGUACAGCUUUUCCAGAUUUCUUGAGGUCCUCUACGAAGGAGUGGUGGAAGGAGGAGAUUAUACGGCUCUAUGACACGCUGGAGUUUGAUGGACUGUGGCUUGACAUGAACGAGCCGGCCAACUUCGGCACCAACGAGAACAAACCUUGGAACUGGCCACAUGACCGUCCACACUGGAGCCUCACCUGUCCUACCUCUACCUGGGACGACCCACCUUACCCGGUCGCUGCCAUCACCGCUUGGGGCCAGGGCAAGAGGUUGUCGGAGAGGACGCUGUGUAUGGUGGGACUACAGGGCGAGGAGAGACAACUACGACACUACGAUGUCCACAACCUGUAUGGAUGGUCCCAGACCCUACCCACACUGGAGGCCCUGCAGGAGGUGACGGGGAAGAGAGGCAUCGUGGUGAGCCGGUCAACCUUCCCCAGCAGUGGCAGGUGGGCUGGACACUGGCUGGGGGAUAACCUGGCUCGCUGGCCUGACCUCCACACUUCCAUUAUAGGUAUGAUCGAGUUCAACAUGUUUGGGAUCCCUUACGUGGGUGCGGAUAUCUGUGGGUUCUUUGCGGACACGACGGAGGAGCUGUGUCAGCGGUGGAUGCAGUUGGGUGCCUUCUACCCCUACAGCCGCAACCACAACACCGAGGGGACCAAUGAACACGACCCUGGACUGUGGCCGAGUGUGGCAUCGUCAAGCCGAGCAGCCCUUCAGGUCCGCUACACUCUUCUGCCCUACCUCUACACCCUACACUACCUCGCCCACACCCAGGGCCUCACCGUCGUCAGGGCCCUCUUCUUCGAAUUUCCUGAUGACAAAGCGACCUUGGAUGUAGACGAUCAGUUCCUGUGGGGGUCCUGGCUCAUGAUAGCUCCCGUUCUAAAGGCAAGAGAGAUCAACAGAGGCGUGUACUUCCCCGCUGGUGCCUGGUACGACUACUACACUGGGGAGGCGGUCAACCAGCUGGUGGAUGAGGGUGUGACGCUGGUGGUGGAGGCGCCUCGAACCCACGUCCCUGUGUAUGUGAGAGGCGGCGGUGUGCUCCUUACCCAACGACCCCGCUCCAACACCAAGCUGGCCAGGAGUGAACCCCUAGGACUGGUGGUGGCCCCAGACCGGGAGGGGAAUGCUACCGGGACGUUGUACUGGGACGACGGCGAGGAGCUGAAUCCUAUAGGUAGCGGCAGGUACUUCACAGCUGAUGUAACUUAUUCCAAUGAGAUCAUCACGUGGCAGGUGACUCGUGGUAGUGAGGUAGCGGAGGGUCUGCUGUUGUCGGAGGUGAGGGUGUUCAGGGUGGAGGGACGACCUACUCAACUCCUGGUGGACGGUCAGCGAUGGACGACAGGUGACUGGCACUAUCACCGCGACACACAGGUGUUACAGAUGUUUGACUUGGCUCUCCCCGCUACCCACAACUUCACCCUCACCUGGACCGAACAGAUGGACUUUAAGAUCCCUUGUCCUAUCUCUUAUAAAGACUGGAGCGAGGACGAGCCAGUCACUGAGGUUAUGUGUAAGGAAAGGAACUGUGUAUGGGAACAGUCAAAUAAGAUACAGUGUUCGAUUCCUCCACUGGUUGACUACGGCUUCGAGUUCGUGGACGGAAAAGUGGAGGAGACGCAGAAGGGGUUUAAGACUCUCCUGAGGAAGGCAGGGUCCUCAUUCUACGGCGGAGAACUGGAGAGACUUACCUUCGAAGUGUUUCUUUACAGCGAUGACACACUCAGGGUCAAGUUCUACCAGGAGGGAGCCGCCCGUCACGAGGUCCCCGUGGAACUUAAUCUGCCUACCACUGGGGCCAAGAACCCCCUGUACGAGGUGGUGCUGCCCCAUAACCCCAAGGCUGGAGACCCCUUCUUCUUCUACGUCGUCAGGAAGGGCACGGGCACCAUCUUGUUCAACACCAAGAUCGGCGGGCUGACGUUCUCAAAUCAGUUUCUCAGCAUCACGAGCCUUCUGCCCAGUAAGAACGUGUAUGGCCUGGGGGAGAACGCCCACGACAACUUCAGACACGACCUCAGCACUGGCAGGCUAUGGCCCAUCUUCUCCAGGGAUGAGGGACCUGCGCCUGGGGAGGGCGAGGAGAUGAACCUGUACGGUGCCCAUCCUUACUACCAGUGUGUGGAGAAUGAUGGUCUGGCCCACGGUGUGCUGCUCCUCAACAGUAAUGCCAUGGACUACCAACUCCUGGACUAUCCUUCCAUCACCUUCCGGACUCUCGGCGGGGUGCUGGACCUGUACCUGAUGCUGGGACCUGGCCCUGAGGCGGUGGUCAGUCAGUAUACAGCUCUGAUACACCGUCCUAUUAUGCCGCCAUACUGGGCCCUGGGCUUCCAGCUGUGUAGGUACGGCUAUGCGUCCCUUCAGGAGCUGCAGGGGGCGGUGAACAGGACGAGAGACGCCGGGAUCCCUCAGGAUGUACAGUACGGGGACGUUGAUUACAUGGACCGCAGGAUGGACUUCACCAUCGACCAGGACAACUACCAGGGCUUCCCAGAGUACGUCGAGCAGAUGAAGGAAGACGGACUCAGGUUCAUAGUCAUACUCGACCCUACUAUCAAUGCUGAGUUACCGAAGGAGGAGUACCCGACACACCACCGAGCCCUGGAGGCGGACGUGUACAUCAAGUGGGCAGCUGCUACUGACAGAAGCGUAGUGCAGGAAAAUAACGGAGGUGAUCUGGGCAACGUUAUGCUCGGCUACGUGUGGCCGGACAACAAGACAGCCUUCCCCAACUUCUUCAAGGAGUCGACUAAGGAUUGGUGGGUCCAAGAGAUUACCUUCUUCUACAACACACUCAAGUUUGAUGGACUCUGGAUUGACAUGAACGAACCGGCCAACUUCGGCACCAACGAGAACAAGCCUUGGAACUGGCCACAUGACCGCCCACACUGGAGCCUCACCUGCCCUACCUCUACCUGGGACGACCCACCUUACCUGCCCAAGGCAGGCUCCCACGGACCCAGUAGAAGGCUCUCUGACAAGACUCUGUGUCUGGCGGCCUGGGAGGAGCCUUACCUCCACUAUGAUGUUCAUAACCUCUAUGGAUGGGCGCAGACAGAGGCAACCCUCAGGGCAGCACAGCGUCUGACAGGGAAGCGCAGUCUGGUGGUGACCCGGUCCACCUACCCCGGCAGCGGUCAGUGGGCAGGUCACUGGCUGGGCGACAACAGGUCACAGUGGCCCGAUAUGGCUCACUCUAUUAUAGGUAUGCUGGAGUUUAAUCUGUUCGGGAUACCAUACGUGGGUGCUGAUAUCUGUGGGUUCUUCCUCAACACCACCGAGGAGCUGUGUCAACGGUGGAUGGAACUGGGCGCCUUCUACCCCUACAGCCGCAAUCAUAACCAGAAGGACGCUGUUGACCAGGAUCCAGGUUUAUGGCCCAACACGGUAGCCAAGUCAUCCAAGAAGGCCCUAGAGAUUCGCUACCGUCUCCUGCCUUACCUCUACACCCUGUUCUACUACGCCUACACCCAAGGUCACACUGUAGUCAGGCCCCUCCUACACGAGUUCUCAGGCGACCGUCGGACCCUGGGUAUUGAUGACCAGUUCCUAUGGGGUCCAGCCUUCAUGGUGUCGCCUGUGUUGACUGAAGGAGCUAUCGAGAGGGACGUGUACUUCCCUAAUGAUGCCUGGUACGACUACUACACGGGACAGCCGGUGGAAUGGCCGGGGGAGUAUGUCAAAGUGUCAGCUCCUCGUGACCAGAUCCCUCUACACGUGCGAGGUGGCCACAUCCUACCCACACAGAGACCGGCCCUCAACACCCAGCUGGCCAGACAGGAACCUAUGGGACUCCUGGUGGCCAUAGGGCUGGACAGAAGGGCGUCUGGCCACCUCUUCUGGGACGACGGAGAGGCCAUCAAUACUGUUACUAACAAGAAGUACAGCUUCGUGGAGUUUACCUUCGUCCAGGAUAUACUGAAGGUGACGGUACUGAAGAACUUGAACGAAGACCUCGGUGAGCUGAAGAUGGUGGAUCUGGAGUUCCUUGGGGUGGAGAAGGAGCCCUCACAGAUCCUCCUGAACCAGCAGGAUCUUUUCUCGGGCAACUAUAGCUAUGAGAAGGACUCCCUUAGGCUCCUAGUCUCCCUGGAUGUUGAUCUUAAUAAGGACUUUGAACUUGAACUGAAGGAUAUAUGGUAUUAUGUUGUUGAUAUGAGCUGAGGCGACUAUGAUUGGCUGCGGCUGUGUAGUGAGGUUGUGUAGUGAGCUGUGUUAUGUAGGGAGGCUGUGUUGUGUACUGAGGCUGUAUAUAGUAAACCGCAGGUAACAAUAUAGAACACAACAAUGUACUUUUGAAACGCUGUACCAAAUAAGACUUCUAACCAAUCACAGUGAAGCACAGACUCUGUAUACAGUUUUCUUCUCUCUGAUUGGUUGAAGACUUAUAUACAACACACCCAGAUUGUGUUGAAAACCAAUACAAUAUACAAAUAAUUAACCAGACUCUA